CCUGCCCCGACCCCUGCCCCGACCCCUGCUCUGGCCCCGGCCCCGGCCGCGGUCCCGGACGUGUUCUGGGCCAGCCUGCUCCGCGCUCAGCUCUGUGUCCAGGAGCUCCAGGGGGCCAUCGAGGGACAGACGGACACUGGGGACCACCUGGAGCACCCCCGGGAGCACCCCCGGGAUGGGGCUGGGAGCGUCCCCCAGGAGCUCCAAGGCCGUGGAUCCAUGUUUGAGGAGAUCUUUCAGGUGUGCAUGGACAAGGACACCCCACCCAAAUCCAUGGCUGAGGAUGAGAACGUCUUCCAGGCGUCCGCAGACGGUUCCAUCCCACCCAAAUCCCUGCCCAUGGAUGGGAACGUCUCCCAGGUGUCUGCAGAGGGAUCCAUCCCACCCAAGCCCACGGCCACGGAUGGGAGCAUUUUCCAGGAGCUCCAAGGCCAUGGAUCCAUGUUUGAGGAAUUCUUCCAGGUGUCCGUGGGCAUGGACAUCCCACCCAAACCCAUGGAUGGCUCCAUCCCACCCAAACCCAUGGCCGAGGAUGAGAAUGUUCUCCAGGUGCCUACAGACGGUUCCAUCCCACCCAAAUCCAUGUCCGUGGGUGGGAGCAUCUCCCAGGAGCUCCAAGGCCACGGAUCCACGUUUGAGGAGAUCCUCAACAUGUCCAUGGGUGUGGACAUCCCACCCAAAUCCCUGCCCAUGGAUGAGGACAUCAUUUCCAAGGUGCCUACAGACGGUUCCAUCCCACCCAAAUCCAUGUCCGUGGGUGGGAGCGUCUCCCAGGAGCUCCAAAGCCGUGGAUCCACGUUUGAGGAGCUCUUCCAGGCGUCCAUGGAUGAGUCCAUCCCACCCCAGGCCAUUCCCAUGGACCAAAGCUUUGAGUUCCUCUUUGGGAGCAUCGUGUCCAUGGCUGGGGACACGUCCCGUGGCCAGGUGACAUCGGAUGGGACCCCCCCAGCCGGUCUGGUGGCCACGGAUGGGACCGACCCGUCCGAGCGCCGGGACAGGAACGUGUCACCCAGCGUCAGCGUGGGUGGGGACACCUCCCACACGUCCACGGGUGGGGACAUCUCAUCAGGGACAGGGACCAGGGACGGGGCCACCUCACCCCAGUUCAUCACCACACACGGGACCUUCUCUGCAGAGCACCCGGCCAUGGAUUUGGCCAUCCUGUCCCAGACCGUGGCCUUGGAAGUGGCCAGCUUGUCCAAGGCUGUGGCCACCGAUGGUCCCAUCUCCCCCAGACCCCAAACCCCCACACUCAACCAGGAGGAAGAGGAAGGUGACGACGACGAUGACGACCACCACGCCAACGAUGACCGUGAUGACCACCAUGACCUCAGUGACCACCAUGACCUCGAUGACCACAAUGACCGUGAUGACCAUGAUGACCUCAGUGGCCACCAAGACCACGAUGAGAACAACGACCUCAAUGACCAUAAUGCCCGUGAUGACCACCAUGACCAUGAUGACCAUCAUGACCACCAUGACCUCAAUGACCACCAUGACCACGAUGACCACCAUGACUGUGAUGACCACAAUGACCACAGUGACCACCACGACCGCAAUGACAACAAGGACCUCAAUGACCACCAUGACUGCGAUGACCACCAUGGCCACCAUGACCACGGUGCCUCCUCCCAUGAAGAUGAGGAGGACCUUCUGGAACAGGACCUGGAUGAGGAGAACCCGGAUGAGGAGAACCCGGAUGAGGAGGACCUUGAGGAGGAGCUGGAUGAGGAUGAGGAUGAGGAUGAGGAUGAGGAUGAGGAUGAGGAUGAGGAUGAGGAGUAGGAGCCCCAUUUCCACACCAACCCCCUGUUCCAGCGCCCGCUGCCCCCGGGGGUGCCCCCCUGGCGCCCCCACGGUGCCACCCUCGGGUGUCACCCCUCGGAAUGGGGACCACCCAGAACCCCGGAAAUUGGGGACACCCCGGAUCCACCUCCGGAAUUUGGGGAUCCCCCAGAAUUUGGGGACCCCCUGGAAUUUGGGGAACCCCCCUUGGUGUCAUCUCCUUCCCCAGGACCACCCAGAACCCCGGAAAUUGGGGACACCCCGGAUCCACCUCCGGAAUUUGGGGAUCCCCCAGAAUUUGGGGACCCCCUGGAAUUUGGGGAACCCCCCUUGGUGUCAUCUCCUUCCCCAGGACCACCCAGAACCCCGGAAAUUGGGGACACCCCGGAUCCACCUCCGGAAUUCAGGGACCCCCCUGAAUUUGGGGACCUCCCGGAAUUUGGGGACCCCUUGGAUCCACCCCUGGAAUUUGGGGACCCCCCCAAAUGGAUGGACCCAAAACGGGGGGGGCUGGACUCCCCCAUCCCCCUGGAGGAGCCCCCCAGUUCCUGGGACCCCCUGGAUUUACCCCAAAAAGAGGGACCCCAAAACCCUCCAGAUUUACCCCAAAACCCUCCAGAUUUACCCCAAAAAGAGGGGCCCCAAAACCCUCCAGAUUUACCCCAAAAACAGGGGGACAAAACCACCCCAGCCCCCCCAGAUUUGCCCCAAAAAGAGGGAC
Molecule: messenger RNA, 2506 nt
Organism: Passer montanus (Eurasian tree sparrow)
Lineage: Eukaryota; Metazoa; Chordata; Aves; Passeriformes; Passeridae
Product: protein starmaker-like
Exons: 3
Coding region: 220-1785 (521 amino acids)
Source: RefSeq, a predicted model, not a curated record